This is a messenger RNA of Myotis myotis, 2895 nucleotides long. It is a transcript of the gene SGO1, whose product is annotated as shugoshin 1. NCBI's taxonomy places the organism in Eukaryota, Metazoa, Chordata, Mammalia, Chiroptera, Vespertilionidae. The record is from RefSeq and is a predicted model, not a curated record. The transcript is spliced from 10 exons. Bases 268 to 1941 code for a protein of 557 amino acids. Gene Ontology annotation, biological process: meiotic chromosome segregation. Gene Ontology annotation, cellular component: nucleus; chromosome, centromeric region.
UGGCUGCGGUAGUCGGCGGGUGACGGGAGACGGGGCUGGCGGUCCGGGAGCUCGGUACACGCUCCGCCGGGUGCUGUCGCGGAGCCUGGGGAUGUGAGGAGGAAGACAGACGCGGCAGAGGUGGUGGCCAAGCUCCAACUUCAAAAACGACACUGUGGUACCUUGUGUUAUACAACCCACUUAACAUAAGUGCUUCAAGAAAUAGUUGUGCCUUCCCUGCUGGGGACAUCCCAGGGUAUAUGUUAUUGAUGUCGGCGGAAAGGAAAUAUGCAGAAGAUGGCCAAGGAAAGGAACCUCAAAAAGUCCUUUCAAGAAAGUCUUGAAGAAAUAAAGAAACGAAUGAAAGAGAAAAGGAAUAAAAACUUGGCAGAGAUUGGCAAACGAAAGUCUUUUGUAGUUGCACCAUGCCAAAUAAUCACCAACACUUCUACACUGCUAAAAAACUACCAAGACAACAACAAAAUGUUAGUUUUAGCUUUGGAAAAUGAAAAAUCCAAAGUGAGAGAAGCCCAAGACAUCAUCCUCCAGCUGAGAAAAGAAUGUUACUUCCUCACAUACCAGUUAUAUGCAUUGAAAGAAAAACUUACUUCACAACAAACAGAAGAACCUGCUCAGAACCAUGAAGUAAGUUCUUCUGGAAUGAACUCCGGUGAUGACAAGAACUCUGAGGAUUUAUUUGUGAAGGAUUUACCGCAAGCUCCUCUUCAGGAAGAUCACCUUCCAGAACAAGGAGAAUCGUUCCAAAUAGAAGAGGCCCGAUGCACGAAAUUCGUGCAAGGGGCUUGGCCUUCGCAGCCCUUGCUUCAUUUGGAAGGACGUCCAGAAGGUCGUCCAGAAGAGCAAAUGCCUACUAUUCCUCCAGACAGUCUGGGAUUUGAUUUGGAUUCAGCUGAAGAUACAUCUACUGAUAAUAUCUUACCUAGAACUGUAUCUCUCCGCCGCAACUUAAAGAAACAUUUUAACAAUUUAGGCCAAUUCAACACCUUCGAUAAUUUUGAAAUCAGUCAUAUGUCAGAGCAGUCUUCUGGGUUGGAAACAAUUAGAUUUGUAGACCCACUAGUAGACAUGCACAGAACUGAAAAUGUAGAACAAAAUAUUUAUCAGUGGAACAAGGAUCAAAUUAACAUAUCACCAAAGCUGACUCACCCUGGAGGAUCUGCUAAAAGAAAAGAAAAUAUUUUAGAGUAUAAAUCUGAGCAAACUAAAAAUAAACAAAGAAGAAAAAGAGGAGAGAAAAGAAAAGCUAACAGAAGGAGAAAAUCAAAAUAUGUAUGUAAGUAUAAAGGAAUCACAAGUAAAAAUAGAAAACCUGUUUCCAAAAAAAAGGUGGAUGAUUUUAUCACUUCCAAUGAUGCUUACAAUUUUAAUUUGGAAGAAGGUGUUCAUCCUUCUCCUUUCCGACAAAAAAUGAGCAAUGAUUCUAAAAAAGAAGAAGAUGCCAAUGUAUCCGAAGUGAGCAGCUAUGAAUCAAGUAGUUCAGAAGAGGAUUCUGAUGACCUCUAUUUGCCCACUUGCAAGGACAGUCCAAGUCUCACCAGCCAAUCAGAUAGGAGCCCAGCCACCAGGCCUCGAUCUACAAGAGCACUACGAUGUAGGGAUGAAAAAGAGAUGGAGAGUUCUCAGCCAACAAAAACUCCUACCAGUGCAGUACCUGAAACUCACCAGUCACCUCGUUUUAGCCUGAAGGAUAUCACCAAUGUCCCCUUGUAUACUGAAGUGAAAAUUAGAAAACUUUCUCUUUCUCCACAACAGAAGAAAGAAGGCCCAGGAGGGUCUCUGCCUAAGCGUAGGUGCACAGUCAGUGUGAACUAUAAGGAACCCACACUCGCUUCGAAACUAAGAAGAGGAGACCCUUUUACAGAUUUGUGUUUCUUGAAUUCACCUGUUUUUAAGCAAAAAAAGGAUUCCAGACGCAGUUCUAAAAAGAAAAAAAAAGUAUGAAGCAAAUACAGUAAAGCAUUUGUUGGACAUGGUUUAAAUACAUCCCAAAGAGAAUAGAAAAAGUAAAUAAGUAAAUUCAUCCCGCAGCCCUUUCUAUUGCUCCAAGAGAGAAUCUAUAAGAUAGCACACAAGUGGGGUGGACUGUGCCAUAGAAUAUUCUCUUGAUGGGACUUUAGAUCACAGAUGUUUUUUAAAAACUAUACUUCAAAUGUGAUCUUUUUGCUUAAGCCUUUAAUAGAUUUGGUUUAUUUUUUAUUUUAAAUAUAAACAACUGGACUGAAGCACUAUUAUAGUUAGAUUUCUUACACUGCCUAACACCCAUAAUUUUAGUCAAAAUGUAUCUUAUGCCAACAUUUUGGGAAUUAAUGAUUAUUCAAAUAACAUAUUGUAAUUAGAAGCUUCUGGCCCUUUUACUUUUCCCUUUAGUGGGGAUUACGAGAAUGACUUUUGAAAACAGGCUGAGGAUCUUUUGAAACUCCUUAUAUAAUAUUUGAAUAAAGUAAAUUCUUGAUAUUCACAGUAGGGUAUACUCUAUUGUUUGUGUCUCCCUUAUACCAUUGUUGUAUUUAAUUUUUCAGAUAAAAUGUGCAUGAGUUCAUGACAUUAAUUUAAAGGAGAAAGAAGUGCAUGGCUUUGGAGAAAAUUGAUAUUAGAGUGAGGGACUAGUUAAGUAACUAAUUGAACCCCAAGCUAAGCUCUGGAAAUAUAUUGUUCAAAGUGAUACCUCAACAAAAUCACAAAUUAUUAUGUCAUGGACUUUCAGGAUAGUUACUUAUUUAGUCAACUCAAAUGUUAAAUGACUGAAUGCCAAGGAUUUAUUUGUAUUUUUGAUUAACCAAUGAGAGGGAAUUAGUUCAGUUCUGAAAGUUUGAAGCCACUGCUUGUAUAUACCUCUUUAAACUUUAAAGUACUGUAGAUUAUCGAUUUUUAAAGAGCAAUAAAAUUUAUAUAAUA